Messenger RNA from Penicillium cinerascens, 1086 nucleotides. RefSeq lists its product as uncharacterized. NCBI's taxonomy places the organism in Eukaryota, Fungi, Ascomycota, Eurotiomycetes, Eurotiales, Aspergillaceae. The transcript has a single exon. The record is from RefSeq and is a predicted model, not a curated record. The coding region runs from base 1 to 1086 and encodes 361 amino acids.
AUGGAUCGACUCGGUGUACUCGAGAUCAAUGAGCAGCCCGUGCCUCAGAGAAUACAUCAGAUACGGCCAAAUCAAAGCAACUUCAGCGAGAAGCGCAAACCUCGUCCCAAGCGGACCUUGUGCUGCUUUGAGAUUGUGGACGAUUCUAGCGAUGAUCACACGCCGUCUAGACCGGUUCGGAGGCCUCAAAGUCGACCUUCUCAUGGGGCGACGUCCUCUCCUCAGAAUUUGCAAAAGCCUCAUCAAGAUUCAGCCGGGAAACCGCAAUCUGCAGGGCUACCAUCUGGACAGCGAGUAUCAUCUGCUCCUCAAACACGGCAACCAUCUGUCCCAAAUGGCAGAAGACCUUUGACUUCAUCGCAAACCCGGUCUCUGCUAUCAUGGAUUCCUUCUUCGCUUUCUCCAAAAACAACAUCUCUUCUCCUCACAGAGCUCUCCAAACCAAUCUCAUCAGCCGAUGACGAUGGUUAUAUCUACAUGUUCUGGGUGACACCCCAGAAUGCCACAACAAGCAGUGGUGGACAGUCACCGCUACCUAGAGAUCUCGCAUCGUCUCUACUCCCAUCAGCACCACCGAACAACCACCUCCGCCCACCAACCCAGCCUCGCAGCGUAAGCGAUGCCAUUCGCGCCGCCCGAGACCUAAACGCAUUAACCUCGAACCCAACAUCGACCGCACCGGGCACACUCCGACUAAAAAUCGGGCGCACCAGCAACGUUCACCGUCGAUUGAAUGAAUGGACCCGACAAUGCUCAUACGAUUUGACUUUAAUCCGCUACUACCCGUAUACAUCAUCCGCAUCAUCAUCUCCGGCGAGGACACCACCUGCUUCGGGAAAGCGCAGCAAUAGCCACUCAGCUAUUGAUGCUCAUUUGGUUCCAGGUCGCAAAGUUCCUCAUGCUCACCGCGUGGAAAGGCUUAUUCAUCUCGAGCUGGGAGAUAUGCGUGUUAGAGACCUUGGUCGAUGUGGGGAGUGUGGUAAGGAGCAUCGGGAGUGGUUUGAGGUCGAGGCUGCGAAGGAGGCUUUGAGGCGGGUGGAUGAAUGUGUGCGGCGGUGGGUUGCUUGGGGGGAGUCCAUGGUCUGA